Umbelopsis ramanniana AG is the source of this 744-nucleotide messenger RNA. RefSeq lists its product as uncharacterized. The transcript has 2 exons. Bases 227 to 679 code for a protein of 150 amino acids. The record is from RefSeq and is a predicted model, not a curated record. Lineage: Eukaryota; Fungi; Mucoromycota; Umbelopsidomycetes; Umbelopsidales; Umbelopsidaceae.
GAUGUUCCGUCAUUGCCUUCUUGCUCAAAAAAAGUCUCCAGUUUUCCAAAUUCUUCUUCUAUUUAGUGCUUUUUUUGAGCUUAUAGCUUUAACAGCUCAUCAUGAAUCUGAGAUGUUCUGGCGUUGUAAGACAAAUAGUAGUACCUCGCACCACAUUUGAGGUUAUGUCCACACCACCUCCACCAGCACUGUUACGUUUCUAUGCUAUAAACCUAAGCAUACGAGUAUGUCUAUCGUUAUCGCAUGCAGUGUAAACCUGGCCCGUGCGCUCAUUGUCUUCUACCAACCAUUCUCAAAUGUUACGGCUCAUGAUAAACUUACAGACGUAUAUCCCCAUACAAUAAAAGGAACCGCAAAGAAAAAAAACUCUAUAAUCCAUAAUCGACGUAUUUGGUUUGUUGGGUGUGGCAGACGAGCGCGAACCUUUUUUUUUUUAAGACUGUCUUUAAAAGCCGGCUACCACACGGAAAAUUUUACUGCAACAAAAAUUUUGUUCCUUCGUCUUGGGUAUAACAUGGAUUCGCGCAGACCACGACCAGUCAAUCCAAUACCACCUCAAGUGCCACCUCAACCUCAAAAUCCUCCAGAUACCACUCAUCCUCCAAGACCACCUAGAGCACGCUCCAGAAUGUCUUCAGUCAAACUAAUGCUCUCUUCACUGUGGUGUUUUACAUCUUGAUAUUUUGCUAUCAGGAACUAAUUGCACCAAAAUUACCCAGACUCGAAAUUGUCCAACACACAAUU